CCGCAAUCGAGCACGGACCACCGGCCGCAUCUCGCAUCGCAAGUGGCCCGCGUCCCUCGGCUCGUUCGCCCGCCACCGGUUCCGUGCCCCGCGAGGCCGCAGCCCGACCCCUCCGCGGGCCCAGCGAUGCCGGCCGGCCAGCCGCACGCGCACGAGGCCGGCGGCGGCGGGGGCGGCGCCGCGAACCACUCCAACCACCACCCGGCGGCCCACUCGCCGCCGCCGCCCGCGCUCCCCGCGGAGGUGGUGCCGGCGUACCCGCCCCCCGAGUCGGAGGACGACGAGACCUGGGUCUGGACCCAGAUCAAGGCGGAGGCCCGCCGCGACGCGGACGCGGAGCCGGCGCUCGCCUCGUUCCUCUACGCCACCGUGUUGUCCCACCCGUCCCUGCCGCGCUCCCUCUCCUUCCACCUCGCCAACAAGCUCUGCUCCUCCACCCUCCUCUCCACGCUCCUCUACGACCUCUUCCUCGCCACGCUCGCUGCGCACCCCUCCCUCCGCGCCGCCGUCGUCGCCGACCUCCUCGCCGCACGGUCCCGCGACCCCGCCUGCGUCGGGUUCUCGCACUGCCUCCUCAACUACAAGGGGUUCCUCGCCAUCCAGGCCCACCGCGUCGCGCACGUGCUCUGGGCGCAGCAGCGACGCCCCCUCGCGCUCGCGCUCCAGUCCCGCGUCGCCGACGUCUUCGCCGUCGACAUCCACCCAGCCGCCGUCGUAGGGAAGGGCAUCCUCCUCGACCACGCCACCGGCGUCGUCAUCGGUGAGACGGCCGUCGUCGGCGACAACGUCUCGAUCCUCCAUCACGUCACCUUGGGCGGGACUGGGAAGGCGGUGGGCGACAGGCACCCCAAGAUUGGGGAUGGUGUGCUGAUUGGCGCAGGAGCCACGAUUCUUGGUAACGUGAAAAUUGGCUCCGGGGCUAAGAUUGGGGCAGGAUCCGUGGUGCUGAUAGAUGUGCCGGCAAGGAGCACAGCAGUGGGGAACCCUGCCAGGUUGAUCGGUGGGAAGAAGUCUGAGGGCGAGAAGGAUGAGGACAUGCCGGGGGAGUCCAUGGAUCACACAUCCUUCAUACGGCAAUGGUCGGACUACACCAUAUGAGAUCAAUUUUCCAAGGUCUAUUACUCUUCCUCUGUAUCAUUAGUAAUGGUGAUGUACCAAAUAGUGAUGUACUCCACUUUGUUGUGUGCUAUGGUUUUGUCUGCGAUGAACUGUACUGUAGAAGCAUAGAUUUGAUGAUCAGUCGUUUCGUCAGCUGAUUGUGCCAUGCUCAGAUACUGAUAAAUUGUGAUUGAUGAAUGAAUAAAGCUGUAUGUCUAUGGAGGAGUUGAUUGCGUUUU
This is a messenger RNA of Panicum hallii, 1337 nucleotides long. RefSeq names its product probable serine acetyltransferase 5. Gene Ontology annotation, cellular component: cytosol; cytoplasm. NCBI's taxonomy places the organism in Eukaryota, Viridiplantae, Streptophyta, Magnoliopsida, Poales, Poaceae. The coding region runs from base 127 to 1098 and encodes 323 amino acids. The record is from RefSeq and is a predicted model, not a curated record. The transcript has a single exon. Gene Ontology annotation, molecular function: L-serine O-acetyltransferase activity.